This is a messenger RNA of Helicoverpa armigera (cotton bollworm), 4812 nucleotides long. RefSeq names its product multidrug resistance protein homolog 49. The coding region runs from base 132 to 4049 and encodes 1305 amino acids. Gene Ontology annotation, biological process: transmembrane transport. The record is from RefSeq and is a predicted model, not a curated record. Gene Ontology annotation, molecular function: ATP hydrolysis activity; ABC-type transporter activity; ATP binding. The transcript has 26 exons. Gene Ontology annotation, cellular component: membrane. Lineage: Eukaryota; Metazoa; Arthropoda; Insecta; Lepidoptera; Noctuidae.
AAGAUGAUUCCCGAGACCACGCAAGUACUGAAAGAUUCAGGAGCACGCUUCAUUCUAUGCGGGCUUUCGUGCAAAGCGGACGCAUCCCGGCCUAUUCACUCGCAACCCUGUGUUAAAGAAACUUAAACAAAAUGGGAACCAAGAAGAAAAAGGAACAAAAAAAGGAGCCGGAGAAGACUCUAUCGUAUUACCAAAUAUUUCGGUACGCAACAUGUACGGAGUUAUGUGCAACUAUCUUGGGCAUCAUCUUCGGGCUAGCCAGCGGCGGAGGCGUCUGCUACAACUUGGUGCAGAUUGGGGAGCUCAGCACAGCCUUUGUAGAAAGGACCACUUACAGAGAGCGCAUGACCAGCUACCUGCCGCUUACCGUCGCCUUUGGAGGAGGAAAGAGGCUAGCGAACGCGUCGUAUGAAGAGAACAUGUUAGCUCUGAUAGAUGACGCCAAAGCGAUGGCGAUCGGUCUGUUCCUGAGUAUCGGCGUGUCACUCAUUUUCUGCAUGCUCUCCGUCGGCCUGAUCGGGUGGAGCGCGUUACGCCAGAUAACGCGGAUUCGGAUGAAAUUCUUGAGGGCGGUGCUGCGACAGGACAUGUCGUGGUUCGAUACAGAUUCUGAAUUCAACUUAGCUUCAAAAAUGUCUGAGAAUCUGAUGGCCUUGAAGGAAGGUAUGGGUGACAAGGUGGCCGUGGUGUCCAAUUUGGUGGGCACUGCCAUCAUCUGCCUCUGUACAGCUUUCCCUCUCGGCUGGGAGUUGACCCUGGCUUGUGUCUCCGUCAUGCCUUUCUCCAUAGCCGUCUCUAUUCUUCUAACUAAUUAUCAAACAAAAUCGUCUAUAUUAGAAAUGGAAUCGUACAGUCAAGCUGGCAAACAAGCAGAAGAAGUACUGAAAUCAGUUCGAACUAUUGUAGCCUUCAACGGAGAGAGUAAGGAAGUUGACAGGUACACAAAACUACUGCAACCUGCAGAAAAACAAGGCCGAAAACGUGGUCUGUACACCGGCCUUGGUAACGGGUUCAACUGGGUUCUCACGUACUCCCUAAAUGCUAUCGGUUUCACGUACGGCACCAGACUCGUCUUCUUAGACUGGGACAAGCCCGAUGACGACCGCAAAUAUUUAGUCGGAGUCGUUUAUAGUAUACUUUUCGGCGUAUACAUGGCAACUCAGUCGAUGACGUUCUGCGUGCCGCACGCGGAGGUGUUCGCGGCGGCGCGCGGGGCUGCCUCCACUAUAUUCCAGCUGAUCGACCGCGAGCCACUUAUCGACAGUUUGCAGCAGGGAGGGCUGUCCCCCAGGAGAGUCAUUGGCGAUAUUUCUUUAGAAGACGUUCACUUUAGCUAUCCAUCACGACCUGAAGUCAAGGUCCUCAAUGGGUUUUCCAUUAAAAUCAAAGCUGGAGAGUGUGUGGCUUUAGUCGGCUCUUCUGGCUGCGGCAAGACAACUAUAUUACAAUUACUUCAACGACUUUACGAUCCUCACUCGGGGUCAGUGAAGUUGGAUGGCAAAGAUGUCAAAAAUCUCAAUUUAGGCUGGCUUCGCUCCUGCUUGGGAGUGGUCGGUCAAGAACCUGUGCUGUUCCGAGGCACAAUUUUCGAGAACAUCUCUAUAGGUUUUCCUGAAGCCACUAGGGAAGAAGUUCAGACUGUGGCUGAAAUGGCAUACGCGCAUGACUUUAUCACCAAUUUGCCUAAUGGCUACGACACAGUGAUAGGCGAGCGCGGCGCGUCGCUGUCGGGCGGACAGAAGCAGCGCAUCGCGAUCGCGCGCUCGCUGCUGCGCGAGCCGGCCGUGCUUCUGCUAGACGAGGCCACCUCCGCGCUCGACCCGCACUCCGAGCGCCAGGUGCAGGCCGCGCUCGACCGCGCCAGCCUCGGCAGGACUACCAUCAUGGUCUCACACAGGCUGUCCACCAUAACUAACGCCAACCGUAUUAUCUGUAUGGACCAAGGAGCUAUCGUUGAAGAAGGAACACACGAAGAGCUGAUGAAAACGAAAGGUUUCUACUACAAACUAGUAACCACAGGAAAUGAAAAUAAGGAGCCUGAAGAAAUAGAGACAGUGGCAGAAGAAGGAGAUGGUGAAGAAAACGGUGAACCCGUGCUAGCUCCUCGCGCUGAUGUCAAGAGGAAAUCUAAUAGACGCGUGCACAGACACCAUUCAAUUAAGAGAGAUUCUCAUGACUGGAUGACUCCUCGUGGGUCGAUAUGCUCAGUGGUGUCGACUGGCUUGCAGAACUUUGUGUAUAAUGCGGACUAUGAAUCUGAUGAAGAAAAGGAUGAAGAGGAAGAAGUAAAACCAGUUAGCGACUGGCAAAUUUUGAAACUAAACGCUCCAGAAUGGCCGCUCAUCACAAUAGGAUCAGUAGCAGCAUUUAUUCAAGGAGCUUGUUUCCCCGUUUUUGCGUUGCUUUUUGGAUUUUCAAGUGGAAUUUUCAUUCUAGAUGAUAGAAACGAGAUCCUCUACCUAGCGGAUCUGUAUUCGGGUAUGUUCAUUGUGGUGGCUGCCGUGGCUGGCGUGUCCAUGUGCCUGCAGAGUACUACCUUCACUACGGCUGGCUUAAAGAUGACCACAAGGUUACGCCAACAGUACUUUACUUCUCUACUCAAACAGGAAAUCGGAUACUUUGAUAAAGAGUGCAACACAGUUGGUGCGAUGUGUGCUAGGCUGAGUGGAGACACGGCAGAAGUGCAAGGUGCCACCGGCCUGAGAAUAGGCCUCAUACUGCAAGGAAUAAGCUCGGUGCUCGUUGGCUUCCUCAUGGCGAUCUGUUAUAACUGGAAACUCACUCUAGUCGGAACAGUUUUCUUGCCUUUGAUGGUAGGCAGCAUAUGGCUAGAAGGAAUAGUUUCCCAGCAGUCUCAGGUCGACGAACGUACCGCAAUGGAAUCCGCCACAGCUAUUGCAACCGAAGCAGUUGUCAGUAUCAAGACAGUUCAGAGCUUAGGUGUCGAGCCAAUUUUCCUGAAGAGGUUCGAAGAAGCCUUAGAAGUGGCUUGUGUAGCUGUUGCCAAGAAGACUCGCUGGAGAGGCCUGGUCCUCGGCUUGGGAGUCUACGUGCCAUUCAUGGCUUAUUGCAGUGCAACCGUCUAUGGUGCCGUCUUGGUUGCCUAUGGAGAGAUAGAAUAUAAAAUUGUUUUGCUGGUGAACGAAGCCAUUAUGUAUGGGGCAUACAUGUUAGGCCAGUCUUUGGUGUACGUUCCGAGCUUCAAUUCAGCCAAGACCUGUGGUGCGAGAAUCCUUUCAGUCAUCAGAAGAACUCCCAGAGUAAAAACAGAAGAUGGAAUACGAGACAAAAAGGACUGGACAGCGACAGGAAACUUCAGUGUACGAGACGUAGAGUUUAGUUACCCGACUCGCCCGCACCAGAGAAUUCUGAAAGGCAUUGAUCUAAAAGUGGAGGCCGGCAAGACCGUGGCUUUAGUGGGCUCCUCGGGCUGCGGCAAGUCCACAGUACUGCAGCUCAUCCAAAGAUUCUACGACCCGGAUUCCGGUAACAUUGAACUCGACAGUCGCGACAUCAGGUCGUCGCUGACGCUGCCGCGGCUGCGACGCCAGCUGGGCGUGGUGCAACAGGAGCCCGUGCUGUUCGACCGCACGCUCGCAGAGAACAUUGCCUACGGAGACAACCAUAGAAAAGUCACCAUGCAUGAGAUUGUGGCUGCCGCUAAGGCUGCCAAUAUACAUAGCUUUAUUGUCUCCUUGCCUAAAGGCUACGAGACGAACCUGGGGUCUGGCGGCGCGCAGCUGUCGGGCGGGCAGAAGCAGCGCGUGUGCAUCGCGCGCGCACUCAUCAGGUCGCCGCGCCUGCUGCUGCUCGACGAGGCCACCUCCGCGCUCGACGCCAACAGCGAGCGGGCGGUCUCGGAAGCGCUAGAGAAGGCAGCCAAGGGCCGCACGUGUAUCACAAUCGCACAUCGACUCUCCACCAUCAAAGACGCGGACCUCAUCUGUGUGCUGGACAAAGGUAAAAUCGUGGAACGUGGUUCUCACUCGGAACUAAUCAGCCAGCGAGGCUAUUACUGGAAAAUGUGUAAAGGACAAAACAUGGUUUAAUUAUUGUAAGAACUUCAAAAAUCUGUCUUCAACCACUCAAUUUUUUUGCAACAGAAAAUAGUUCUAACCCGAUCAGUAUUUCUUAUAAGUACAUCUCAGUGAUGAAGAUCUCCAAUGACAAUAAGUUAUAAUAAUAAGCCUUACUUGUACAGAAUCUACAUAGAUUAUUAUAACUUCAGUUGUUCCAUGGCGUCAGUAUUAAAACCAAGCCAUAUUGCAUUUGUAUCAUAAUUUAAUUUAAAUAUUACUCGAAUAUAUUCUCAUAAAUAGCUAAUAUACCUUUUGGGAGUCUAAUAAGAUAUUUAAUUACUACAAUAGCAUUUUAAAUCAUUUUAGAUUGAAUAUAAUUUUGUUUCACGUGCUUUAGUUAUCUCGGUAGCCCAAUCGAUAUAAAUAAUUUAGAAUAAGAAUACCUUUAUUGUUUACUUCGUUUUUUCGUGUUUCUUGUUAAUGAGAAGUAAUGAAAAUUUUAUAUUAAGUCAAGUUUAUCACUGCGCUAUUUUUGUAAGAUUUUUAGUAUUAGUGGGUAAGAUGAGUUGUCAAUAACGCUAUAAAAGUUAGUUGUAUUGUUACGAUGUAACGAUCUAUAAGCAGCUUUCUCCAUGAAUCUUUUCAAUAUCUUGAGUCUCGAGUGUCCAGUGUAUAAAAAUUAUCUACACGAGCAUAAUAGGGCUCAUAAGGAGUGUCUAAUUGUAUACGGGAUGUAACUUCCAAUAGAAUGUAAGUGUUCUUUUUACGUUAAAUAUAAAAAUCUCUUAUGAAA